Molecule: messenger RNA, 1164 nt
Organism: Pestalotiopsis fici W106-1
Lineage: Eukaryota; Fungi; Ascomycota; Sordariomycetes; Amphisphaeriales; Sporocadaceae
Exons: 3
Coding region: 1-1164 (387 amino acids)
Cellular component (GO): membrane
Molecular function (GO): sucrose:proton symporter activity
Source: RefSeq, a predicted model, not a curated record
AUGGUCUUUGCCAUGCUGUCAUUGGCCUGGGCCGAUUCCAUCACCAAAGCCGUGAUGCCGUCUACCACGGCAUCCGCGACUGCUAGGACGGUCUUGGUCUCAGUCUCCAUGAUCUUGACACUGGCUGUCUUUAUCGCCGUGCAAGCCGUCCAGGUCGGCCUCCGCGCCUCGCUCACGGAUGGAUCGACACCAACGCAGCAGUCGAGAGCAAACACGUGGGCUGGCCGCCACAUUACCAUUUCUGGAUUCUUGGCCUAUUUCGCAGCAUAUAUGGGACCUACAAAAGAUGAGGCAGGUCCCGAAGGCACCGUCUUCGCACGCACUAGCAUUGUCACGACGAUUUACCUUGCCAUUACCGUUCUCAUUACAUGCUUGUAUAUCCCUGAUGACCAGACAACUACACUCGAGAUCCCCAGGACACAAAGAGUGGCGGGUAUGAGACUUAUACGGCGAGUUCUACUCGGGAAUUCUAGUCAAAUCAGAGGAAUUCUUCUCGUGCAAUUCUUUUCAUGGCUUGGGUGGUUUCCUCUGCUAUUCUAUACAGUGCCAUAUGUGAAGAGCUUGGAUCAAUCGUAUCAAACGACUAACACAAACUCUGGAGCGCUAGCUCCGCUGUCAUACUCUGCGGUCUCUAUGCUCAUGGCAUUCAUUUGGACCAGCCGGUCCUCCAGGGAUGGCACUGCAUUCAAGUUUAGCGCUUCGCUAUCCAUCAGCGACCGAGAUAUCUGGAUCGCAUCACACUGCAUCUUUGGCUGGUCAAUGCUCGGUACCUUCUUCAUCACUUCUGCCCUUGGCACUGUCUUGCUCUUCAGCGCAGUAGGUAUCAGCUGGGCCGUCACCUCUCGCGUGCCCUACUCACUCAUGGGUGAUGAAUUAUCUCGAGGGUCGUCAGAAUGGAGUGAAGACGAAUUCGACGACGUGUCGGACCAUCACGGUCUAGUGUAUGGGCUCCAUAACCUCGCCAUCUGUCUUCCACAAAUCUUGAUCAUGGCUUUGAUGGGCUUGGUGUGGCUAUUCACUCAAACAGACGAUAGCACUUCUGGUGUAGUGUGGUUCCUUCGGUUGGGCGGGCUGAGCGCGUUCGCUGCGGCGUACUUUGCAACGAAGCUGGCUGAAAAUCAGUCCAGUGUUGGAGAUCUCAUUGAGGUAGAACAGCAAAGAUAA